AUGAAUUGCUCUGCCUGCAAUAAGAAGCUACUUCGCACUGACCGCUACUUAGCAUGUAAUCACUGUCGUUCAAAAUAUCAUAUUGAGUGCCUAAAUUUAAGUAAAGAACAAUUUACGGCUUUGACUACUGAAUAUAAAUCAAAGUGGAUGUGUCCAUCUUGUAGUAAUAUAACUAAACGUAAACAAUCGAAUGUCAAUACGCCUGUCCAACAAACGCUUGUACCACUCGUAGAGAAACCAUUGAAUUCGCCCCUUGAAAAUUCAAGCUGUUCAUCAACCGAUUCCCAAUUAUUUUCCUCAAACGACGACAAUCUCGUCACCAUGGGUAAAAUUAGUACCUUAUUGGAUAAAAAACUUAAUAAUUAUCUAUCGGAUUUCGUGGAAAGUUUUAGAAAAGCAUUGAAGGAUGACGUCAAAAACCUAGUACAAGCGGAGAUGGACUCAGUUGUGCAGCAGCUUAAAGACGAUUUUACUGUAACCACUAACUUUAUAUGUGAUGAACAGUCUUCCCUAAAGCAAGAAAUUGAAAAUAAGAGUCACAUAAUAAAACACCUAGAAUCUGAAACUCUGCGAUUUCAAAAGGAGAUUAAUGUUCUGACCAAUCGUUUAACAUCAAUUGAAAAAAAUUUCCCGUAG
This is a messenger RNA of Parnassius apollo (apollo), 636 nucleotides long. Lineage: Eukaryota; Metazoa; Arthropoda; Insecta; Lepidoptera; Papilionidae. The record is from the annotation of a GenBank genome assembly.